CUCAGCGGCGGCGGUCCUCGCGCCUCUCUUGGCGGCGGCAGGCGGAGGCGGGCCCGCGGCGUCCUCGUUCAUUGGCCGCGGCGCGGGCGCUGCCAUGUUGGCGGAAGCGGUGCCUUCUGUGCGGUGGGAACUGGCAGUGCCUGCGCCCGCAGCGCCCGGGAGCGCAACCUCCUACCUUUCCUCCUCGCUCGAGUGUCGGCGCUGAGAGGCGGCGGCCGGCGGGAUGGAGAGAAGAAGAUUUCGACGUCGAUCAUUUUGUGUCUGACUGUAGGAAGCGUGUCCAGCUGGAGGAACUAAGAGGAGAUCUGGAACUCUACUAUAAACUUCUUAAAACAGCCAUGGUUGAGCUCAUCAACAAGGAUUACGCAGAUUUUGUCAACCUUUCCACAAACUUGGUCGGCAUGGACAAAGCCCUCAAUCAGCUUUCUGUGCCUUUGGGACAGUUACGAGAAGAAGUUCUGAGUCUCAGGUCAUCUGUCAGUGAAGGAAUUCGGGCAGUAGAUGAACGAAUGUGUAAACAAGAGGACAUAAGGAAGAAAAAGAUGUGUGUGUUGAGGCUUAUACAAGUUAUUCGAUCAGUUGAAAAGAUUGAAAAAAUCUUAAAUUCACAAAGUUCUAAAGAAACCUCUGCACUCGAAGCGAGCAGCCCGUUGCUCUCGUGCUUCUGCCCCUGUUCGCCCGCAUUUAGCAGACACUCGGUGCGCGGCCCUUCUGCAGGCCAUGUGUCUCCAGCAGCUCCACUUCGCUGCGGCCCUCCGCAGUGCCUGCAGCCCCUCCGGCCACGUCCUCGUUCGGUCCCUGGGGAGCCGGCCCUCCAGUGUUCUUCCCAUCUUUGCCAUUGCCGCUGCGCCCCUCGGAUAGAAACACCUCACCCCCUCUGGACUGGACAGAUUUUGGAGAGAAUUGCCACAGAAUUUAACCAGUUACAGUUUCAUGCUGUUCAGAGCAAAGGCAUGCCUCUUCUGGACAAAGUAAGACCAGUCCCUCUGUUCUUGCAGCGUAUAGCUGGCAUUACGGCCAUGCUGCAGCAGUCCCUGGAAGGCCUGCUGUUAGAAGGUCUUCAGACUUCCAAUGUUGACAUCAUACGGCACUGCCUACGGACCUACGCCACAAUUGACAAGACACGGGACGCAGAGGCGCUAGUCGGUCAAGUACUGGUGAAACCGUACAUGGAUGAGGUGAUCGUAGAACAGAUCGUUGAGUCUCAUCCGGACGGCCUAGAGAUCAUGUAUGCCAAGCUCCUGGAGUUCGUUCCUCACCACUGCCGCCUUCUUCGAGAGGUCACAGGAGGCGCCAUCUCAAGUGAAAAAGGCAAUACUGUUCCUGGAUAUGACUUUUUGGUGAACUCUGUGUGGCCAGAAAUAGUACGAGGAUUAGAAGAAAAAUUGCCUUCUCUUUUUAAUCCCGGGAAUCCUGAUGCAUUUCACGAGAAAUACACCGUAAGUAUGGAUUUUGUGAGAGCGUUUGAACAGCAGUGUGGAUCCCAGGCCAGUGUGAGGAGACUAAGAGCUCAUCCUGCCUAUCACAGCUUCAAUAAUAAGUGGAAUUUACCUGUUUAUUUUCAAAUAAGAUUCAGAGAGAUUGCAGGAUCCUUAGAAGCAGCACUCACCGGUGUGCUGGCGGACGCCCCAGCUGGCAGUCCCUUUUGCCUCCUGGCUUCUCACAGGACGUGGAGUGGCCUGCAGCGGUGCUGGUCGGCCAAGAUGUUCCUCCCGGGGCUGACGCAUCGGCUGUGGAGGCUCACGCUGCAGCUCCUGGCUCGGUACUCGGGCUUCGUCCGCGAGCUUUUACUCAGGCCCAUCUCUAAUGAAAGUGCCAAGGAUAUCAAAAAGCCUUUGGUAACUGGUAGCAAAGACCCUUCAGUUACCCAAGGAAAUGGUGAAGACCAAGGAAGUGGCCCUUCAGAAACAAAGCCCACGGUCUCCAUUUCCAGUACGCAGCUCGUGUAUGUGGUUGCAGACCUGGACAAGCUUCAGGAGCAGCUUCCAGAACUCUUGGAAACAAUCAAGCCAAAACUUGAAAUGAUUGGCUUUAAGAAUUUUUCUUCUAUCUCAGCAGCCCUGGAGGACUCCCAGACGUCUCUGUCAGCCUGUGUGCCUGCCUUGAGUAACAGAAUCAUCCAAGACUUAAGUGAGUCUUGUUUCAGUUACCUGAAAAGUGCCCUGGAGGUCCCCAGGCUUUACCGAAGAACCAAUAAGGAGGUGCCAACAGCAGCCUCCUCGUACGUGGACAGUGCUCUAAAGCCCUUUCACCAGCUUCAGAGCGGGCACAAGGAUAAGCUCAAACAGGCAAUAAUCCGGCAGUGGCUAGAAGGCGCCCUUUCUGAGAGCACUCAUAAGUAUUACGAAACCGUGUCAGACGUCCUGAGCUCGGUGAGGAAAAUGGAGGAGAGCCUGAAAAGGCUGAAGCAAGCCAGGAGAAGCUCUCCCGCCAACCCCGUCGGUCCCAGUGGCGGCGGCAUGAGCGACGAUGACAAGAUCCGGCUGCAGUUGGCCUUGGACGUGGAAUACCUGGGAGAGCAGAUUCAAAAGAUGGGCCUGGCGACAAAGGACAUAAAGAGCUUCCCCGCUCUCGCCGAGCUGGUCGCUGCCGCCAAGGACCAGGCAACGGCAGAACAGCCCUGAGCAUUUUGGAAGAGCCCACGGGGAGGGGAGAGCAGGCCAUGGAGCCUGAGGGGAGGAAAGCGGCUCUGUCCCCUCCCCAAGUCUCUGUGGCCCAGAAGUGGUGCACCGUGUCUCCAGCCACACCCCAACGCCACACCCCAACGCCGCUGCUCUCCGCACAUCAGGUGUCCUGUCACCCAGAGCAGAACACAGAAGCCUUUUUCCGUUGUAUGGAAGAUCGUUUUUAAGACACUUGAAACUUUCUACUAUA
Messenger RNA from Lutra lutra (Eurasian river otter), 2874 nucleotides. It is a transcript of the gene COG2, whose product is annotated as component of oligomeric golgi complex 2. The transcript has 19 exons. The coding region runs from base 339 to 2624 and encodes 761 amino acids. NCBI's taxonomy places the organism in Eukaryota, Metazoa, Chordata, Mammalia, Carnivora, Mustelidae. The record is from RefSeq and is a predicted model, not a curated record. Gene Ontology annotation, biological process: Golgi organization; intra-Golgi vesicle-mediated transport; protein transport. Gene Ontology annotation, cellular component: membrane; COG complex.